Clonostachys solani is the source of this 1233-nucleotide messenger RNA. The record is from the annotation of a GenBank genome assembly. NCBI's taxonomy places the organism in Eukaryota, Fungi, Ascomycota, Sordariomycetes, Hypocreales, Bionectriaceae.
AUGGCUUCUGCAAACAACAUCCCAGACCGACACAGCGGCGAUGCCGACGGAAUGAGUAGAGAGACUUCCGCCGCUGAUGCCCCUGGGCCGUUGACUCAUUUUCAUCCAUUCCGCAAGUUACCACCCGAGCUCCGUUAUAAGAUCUGGAGGAUGGCUAUCUGGACGGAAAAGACACCAAAGAUCCAUUACUACUCGUUAUAUAAUGAGGAAGACGGAGGCCACCGGGAGAGCUCCCUACCGUGGCUGAUCGACAGCUUCAUGCAGCCGGGAUCGAAAGACUGGGUGUGCAAGCCUGUUGCCCGUCAUCCACUACGGUCCAAGCCGCAGCAGUGUUCCUGGACCGAAUAUAAUCGUGUCCUAUGCUACUGGAAUGCUGGCCUCCGAACUGCGUGUUGGGAGUCUCGAACAAUUCUCGGACGCUACCACGGUCGCAGGCCAAGAAGGAAGGAUCCCUUCGCCUUCGUUAACAAGCGCCCGUCCAAGAGGAGGCCCUCCAAGAAGAAGAACAAGAACAAGAACAAGAAGUCUUCUUCAACCACGAAUCCUCGGAAGGUCGUCACCAUACGCGAAACAGGCAAAAAUAUCUACCUUGACUUCUCUAAGCGCGAUAUUGUAUGUUUCCGAUUCCCACCCGACCAAAUGUCUCGCUGCGUCUUCCUUAAAUGGGAGGAACUACUUACCCGGCUCCCAUUCUAUCAUCUUCCACAGAAUUCAGACAUAAACAUUGCUUUCGAAUUCGAACACAGUUGGAACGAGGGCCUGGGAACAACUGCGCGUUCUAUUCGCAAAAACCUAGAGGAGGCUUCGGCAAGAGGUCUGGUCUUGAGAGCCUACUGGGCAUGGAGGGUGGGAAUCCUUCCACGAUGGACUCGGUUGUACCUUAUUGAUCGAGAAGAGGCACUCCCACCCAAAUAUCAGGUUGGGAGAAGUUACGAUUUACGGUACAUGCACAGUUUCGCGUACAGCAGGGAAUUCCCGUGCCAGUGCCGAGAAAGCCGUGUAUUUAUGGAUGGAGAGAGUGAAUAUGUGGAAAGCUAUUCAUGGGAUCGCGAAGGACAGAAUCGCCUCAAUUGCCAUGCGGACUCUGUGCCUGUGGCCGGGUUCAUCCGGACGGUGGACCGGUUCCAUCGCCCAUCCCCGGAUCAACUCUGCGAUAGUCGGGAUCUUCCCUUCUAUGGUGAGAUCUUUUUCAGGGUGUUGCGACCGGUCCCCAGGAUAGAGGAUAUUGGGUGA